GAUAUGUGCACUUUAUAUUUUUUUCUAAUGUGGAAAACCAGGAUACUUGUAACAGUCCUUUGUAGUUUCUUUUUUUGUUUUUAUUUUUGAGCUAUGCCUUGAGCUCUCUCUCUAGUCCCUCAGUUAACUGUUGAACUUUGAAAGAAAUUGAGUUCAGGCCAAGAAGACACGUUAAAGAGCUAGCACGCAUGCUGGGCAUGCAGAAAGCCCAGGUUCAAUUCCUAGCACUGCCUGGAACCCAAAAUACCACUGCAAAUAGCCCCUGGCACUACUAGUAUAGCUUCAAAACAAAAAUAAAAACCCCCAAAAUAAGGGAAUUUGGAUUCAAGUAAAAUGACUUAUACUUAAGUCAAGACUUCCAACGCCCAUGAGUUAUGUUAUAAAAGCUGUCCUAAGAGACUUGGCAGAAACUGGUAUAGGACACAUGGCUUUGAAAACCAGACCACAUAUUCAAAAAUCUCAUUCCUGAGUAUUUACUUUGGGCAGUAGUUAAGCCAAGUAAGAAAAUAAUUUAUUAAUCCUUUUAUUUUUUUUUAGUUUUUUUUUCUUUUUGGGUCACACCCAGCGAUGCACAGGGGUUACUCCUGGCUCUGCACUCAGGAAUUACUCCUGGCGGUGCUCAGGGGACCAUAUGAGAUGCUGGAAAUCAAACCCUCGUCGGCUGCGUGCAAGGCAAAUGCCCUACCCGCUGUGCUAUUGCUCCAGCCCCUUAUUAAUCCUUUUAAAUAUGACCACAAUCUUACUUUUCUAUUUAGGUUAAUGAUUCUUAUCCUGGCAACAAUAUCAGAAUUACCUGUAGAGCUUUUCGUUUUUAGUUUUUAUUACCAAUGUCUAAUUUUCACCCUGUGUUUCAACUGGAAUGGCCUAACCUCCAGGUAUUUGGUUUUUUGGCGGAAGAUGAUACUGUUCUGGUCAUUACAUUCAUUUUUUAAAAGUUUCAUUUCUUUAAAGAUCUAGGUUACAACUUAAAAUGUGAGGGAAAACUCAAGCAUCGAUUUUAUUGUCAAGAAAAGUAAGAGAGUAUUGAGAUCAACUGUGGUGAUAUAAAAGGUUAUGUUUUGAGGUAAAAUGGAGCAGACUGGAAAUGAAACUGUGCAGAGCUCCUAUUUUGCACAAAUCACAAUUUUGAGACUAUGCAUUAGAAUACUGACAACACAAAGCACACCCAAAUCAAUCCAGGAACAAAUAGCUGUCAACAGAAAUUAAAGCAAACUAGUGUCUUUUUAAAAAUAAGCAAGGCAACUAUUUUUAUAUUUCACACACAACAACAAAAAAUUCUCACAAAAUAGAAACCUACUGUAGGAAUAUUUAAAAUUCACCAUUCACUACCUUGGUUAUAAAACAUUCACCUUCAUACCACUGAUCAUAAUUCAUGAAAAAGGCAUAAAACUGCUAUAAAUGCUUGUUAGUAGCUGUUUUACAAACUUGACAGAUACUCAAAAUGGCAGGUUAGGACCCUGCCUCGAAAGUCUGAGGUCCCAAGUACAAUCCUCAGCAUUACCCCACAUGCUGCCAGUGGCACUGUCAUUUGGGAUCCCAGAUGGUACAAUCCGCCAUUCUGCAACCAAGCAUGAGCUCCCACGUGUGCUUGAGUGGCAGUAAUCAGAGUGUGAGACCUCCCAAGCAAGUGAGCCCUGCAACCAAGUACGUAAGGACUACCCAUCAGGGCGGCAGCACUACAGAGAGAAAGGGAAGUGAAACCAUUUCAGUUUGCUAAGACACCAUUUUUAAUCUGAACUGAACCACCCCUUUUGCUUUCUUAGCCAAAUCACCAAAAUGUCCAGUUAGAAUAAGAAUUUAGCAUCCUGAGAAAGAAAUUCACAACUGAGAGGAAACAUUCUGAAAUGGAUCCCAAAUAUUUCAUUUUAAUUUUGUUUUGUGGACACCUGAACAAUGUGUUUUCUGCAGAGACAGAGGCAAUUACAACAGAGAAGCAAUCAUGGUCUACUCUUUUUAGAUCAUCAAUGCCAUCUGUCUCAGAAAAUUCUCAGAUCACAACAGGGAAUCCUUUGGGUCAACAAACACAAUUCAACAACAAAUCUUCUGGACAACCAAUUCUUAUCAAAGUCACCACUGAGAAACAAAGACCAGCUACUAAUGCUGCUUCUGGAAAACCAGAAGCAUAUAACAUCACUAGACAACCAACAACAAGAGCCAGCACUUCCUCUGAGCAAAUAUUAUCGACAUUAACCUCUUCCAGACCUUCUACUAAUGCUUUCACAAGACAAUUGCCUCCAUUUGUUUAUACUUCUCAACCACCAACUUUAUCUGUCCAUACUUCUAGAAAAUCACCCACUGCCUAUAAUAUAUCCACACAAUCAAUGCCAACUGUCAAAAAUUCACCUAGGGGUACACCAGGAUUUAUUCUAAAUGGUAAGACUAAUGAAAACUAUCCACAUAAAACCAAUUCGAAUUCAAUAGCUGCCAUAUUAAUAGGUAUAGUUCUAGCUUCUAUGUUACUGGCUAUAAUUAUGAUUGUACUGUGGAAAUACUUGAGAAAACCAGUUGCAAAUAAUCAGAACUGGGCAGGAAGGUCUCCAUUUGCUGAUGGUGAAACCCCUGACAUAUGUUUGGACAUCAGAGAAAAUGAUGCAACCACAAAACGUAGAUCAACUGCUUCACUUAUGGCCUGGAAACCAAGUAAACAUACACUCUUAGCAGAUGACCUGGAAAUAAAAUUGUUUGAAGCAAGUGAAAAUAAUGAAGAUUCCAGCAACCCCAAAGCAGAAAAAACAAAUGAUCAAGCAAAUGGUACAUCAGAGGACAGUGCUGGUGGAUCAACAAUUGGCACUGCUGUUUCUUCUUCAGAUGAUGUGGAUCUUUUUCUACCACCUCCUCCCCCACUUGCUGAGGUGGAAGGACACGAGAGGAACCAGUCUGACAUACCCACAAUGCCAGUUACAUCUCCCCUUCCAAAUGAGUCUGGCAAUCACAUAUCAUCCCUGGACUGUCCCAAUCAAGUCUCUGAAGAUAAUUCUGAAUUCAAACAGUCAUUUCCACCUCCCCUUGAUGCACCUAACUUGCCCCUGCCAGAAGCAGAUUUUACUGAAAAUCAGGACAAUUCUAACAAUGAGAUCCAGAGUCAGUGUCUGGAGUUCUCUAUUUCUCUUGACUCAGACGAAGCCCUGGAUGAAGUCUUACCACCCCCACCUGCCGAAUUGUUGUAAAUAUUACAACUUGACUUGUAUUUGAUCUUCCACCUUUUUAGUCCUCCUUUCUUUUUUGUUUUCAUGUGACAAAAUAUAUUAAAUGAUACUGGUAGACAAUGUUGAUUUAUAUUAGGGAACCACCUCAAAACUGCUCAGAACCUAUGUGAGUAACAGAAUUCUUUCUUUUUUAAUUAUAUUUGUUCUGAAACAAUGUAUGCCUGAAACCCAAUGAUGAAGAACUUUGUAAUUUCAUGGUGACUAAUAAAAAAUCAUAUAAAACAGUGA
Sorex araneus (European shrew) is the source of this 3434-nucleotide messenger RNA. It is a transcript of the gene EVI2B, whose product is annotated as ecotropic viral integration site 2B. The transcript has 3 exons. Gene Ontology annotation, biological process: regulation of stem cell division; positive regulation of neutrophil differentiation. The record is from RefSeq and is a predicted model, not a curated record. NCBI's taxonomy places the organism in Eukaryota, Metazoa, Chordata, Mammalia, Eulipotyphla, Soricidae. Bases 1845 to 3167 code for a protein of 440 amino acids.